AUGGAGAAAUGGGAAAUGGAGCUUUACAGAAAGGAACAGAGACUGGAUAAUCUUCAGUAUCAUAAACUUGCCAGGAUCAGCAAUGAAGUCAAAAGGGAUUUAGACUGGAGAAGAGAGGUGGUAUAUAGUGGAUGAUCAGCUGAUUCAUUGAAGAUUUUGAAGGGAAUCAGAAAGAUGAGGGUGAUUGCGAAGGGACAGAUCAAAAAGACUUGGAUUAUGACAAAUAGGAGUGAUAAUAAGGUCAGGAAUUAUAGUAAAAAUAUUCCUAUUCUGAGAGCACAACAGACCAAAAUUUCUGGAUUCUCAACUUUGAGCAAGAAUGACUUUAUCUCAAACUAUAAAUUCAAAUCCAUAAUAUCCCACACAAUUGCCAAAAUCGAAAUCAUGGCCUUCUACUUCACUCCUAAGACCUUCCUCACCCUCUUCACUUGCGGCUACUCCAUCCCCCACAUAAAAAUCAGCUUCUCCUUCAUCCAAGCGUUCACCCCAUCCCUCAGCCCUCACAUCCCUUCCAAAACCACCCACCUCGAACUCCUAGGUAACACUCUUCCAUUCAGAGUAGACUCUUCUCCAGAAUUCCCAUUCAAGUACAACUCCACUUGUUUCUUCCUCUACUUGGUAUCGACCAGCACGCUCAGGUUUAGCCUGGAGGAAGUCAAGUUUGUAGCCAGGGCUUCUGAGGAAGAUAAUUUGGAGAGUUAUAUUGAGAUGUAUGGAGUGCAGGAUUUGAAUGUGAUUGAAUCAGAGAUUUAGAAGGGGAUGAUAGGUUUUUAUAAAAAUUGGAAGAGUAGGUGAAGGAGAGGGUUGAGGACGUUUUGGAGAGAUUUUGAGGGGUUAUAUUGGGUGGGAGUAUUAGGGUGUUUGAUAUGGAUUGAAAUUUUAAGAUUAUUUGAGAAAGAAGAUUGAGGUAAGGGAAUAGUUUCACCUGAAACGAUAAAAACAAAGACUUCAUGAGUUUUCAAAUCAUAUAUUAACUUGUAUUUUCGCUUUUAAAGUGAGUACCAUUAAAAAUGUUCUUUAAAAAAUUUAUUCGUUUUGUCUCAAAACUACAAUACAUCUGAAUAAGCAUCGUUCAUAUAUUAACUUUCAAAUAAUAUCUCAAUAAAGAUCUUAUUUAAUGAUAAAAAAAUAUAAAAAUAACCAUAGAACUUCAUAUUUCCCAAAUUCCCUCCAAUCCUCUUUAACCUCCUAAUACCCAAAUUUCCCACCCAAACCCUGCUCAACCCUCACCUACCCCCAAAAUCUCUCCUCAUCAACCCACACUUCCCACACAAGACCCUUCUUCCUAGCCUCAGGACCACAAUUCGCUUCUUUUUUCAAAAUUCUUCACACUAAGAAUGACCACAGCUCACAAAUAUACUAUCCUUAAUACCCAGAGUUCAAGGUCCUGACACCGCAUCCUUGUGUUUCUGUAGCUGGAAGGAAGAGUUUGGACAAGGAAACUCCGUGGGUCGUGUGUAAAGGGAAAGAAGACUAUAACAAGCGAGGAAGAAGAGGAGUAGGGGUGAUGAGAUUAAGUAAGAGAGGAAGUAUGAAGAGAGCAUAUAGAUGAGGGUGGUUAGUCUUGGAGUUAUUUGGAUUGGAUGCAUUUCGGUGGUAUGGGGCCAAAUGAUCUUUCUCUAUGGAGCUAUAGAUUAUUAUGCCUUGAAAGAGCUCAGAUUGAUAAGUUUAUAUAGGUACCCUGCAUCAGACUUAUCAUAACCUGCCAUUUAUAAGACUUGUCUAACACAACUUUCUAACCUAAUCCAUCUAAAAUAUUACGCUCUACUAAACUUCUAACCCCCCAAACCCACAAACCUUUAUCCAUCCCUUCCAUCCAACCUUAAACCCCCUCCUUCUUCACUUACAGCCCUCACUUUUCCUUCUCCAGUCCGCCCAAGAAAUAUUUUCAACCCCCUAAAGAACAAAAUCAGUAUUUUUUGUUCGGGAUGCCAAUGAGAUUUGUACUGUAGAGACAAGCUGAAGGAAGAGGUAGAGGAUUUUGAAAGAGAGUGAAGAGGUGGAGGAGGGUAAAGGAUAGAUUUAGGAAGGGCUUUGGGUAUUGAGAGUUAAGAAAAUGAUGAUUUUUGGUAGAGGAUUGAGUCAUGGAAUUGGUUAAUUGCUUUACUUGGAGUGGUUAAUUUCAACCAGGUCAUGUGGUUUAGUGGGAAGUGAUCAUAGUUGUUCAAUAGAGAGAUUUUAUUGGAAAAAUUGCAUUGAUAAGUUUUGAAGUCUUAUAACUUUGGAGCUCAGAUCUUCGAAUUUUAAUCAAUUUUAU
Messenger RNA from Moneuplotes crassus, 2257 nucleotides. The record is from the annotation of a GenBank genome assembly. NCBI's taxonomy places the organism in Eukaryota, Ciliophora, Spirotrichea, Euplotida, Euplotidae.